AAUCAUAUGCAUUGACCAGAAAAAAGUUAAAAAAACAAACAAACCAAUUCUUUAAAUUGGAUUCAAUUCAUUGCCACCACAAACCUCAUUCCACUUUAUUCGUAACAAUUCUCUCUCAAGCCCUUUUUCUACCAUCACGCAACAGAGAUGGAAAACCAAAACAAGAACACGGCGAGAAAACCCAGAUUUUUGUGCCUUCAUGGCUUUCGAACAAGUGGAGACAUAAUGAAAAAACAGAUACAUAAGUGGCCACAAAAUGUUCUAGACAAACUCGAUCUUGUUUUCGCCGAUGCACCUUUUCCCUGCACAGGAAAAUCUGAUGUUGAGGGAAUUUUCGAUCCUCCUUAUUACGAGUGGUUCCAGUUCAACAAGGAAUUUACAGAGUACACCAACUUUGAUGAGUGUUUACGAUUCAUUGAGGAUUACAUGAUCAAACAUGGACCGUUCGAUGGUUUUCUUGGAUUCUCACAGGGGGCAAUAUUAUCAGGUGCACUGCCGGGUCUUCAGGAGAAGGGUGUGGCAUUGACGAAGGUUCCGAAAGUGAAGUUCCUUAUAAUAAUAGGAGGAGCUAAGUUUUUGGCACCUUCAGUGGCAGAGAAAGCAUAUUCUUCACCAAUUGGUUGCCCCUCUCUACAUUUUAUAGGAGAGAGUGAUUUUUUGAAGCAGCAUGGAAAAGACCUUAUAGAAUCAUGUGUUGAACCUGUAGUAAUUCAUCAUCCAAAAGGACACACAGUACCAAGAUUAGAUGAUAAAAGCUCGAAUGUCAUGAUAGACUUCAUCGAAAGAGUUCAAAAGGAUAUAUCUAAAACCAAGGAAUGAGUUACAAUGAGCUUAGUAUCUUAAAUUAAUUUUUUAAAUGAUAUUUUAUUUUAGAAUAAGUUUUUAGUUUUGAUACAUCUUUUACUUCUCUUAUGAUACUUUAUCUUUGAUACUAUCCAUUAUAUGAAGAGCUUUAUUUCAAAUA
Lathyrus oleraceus (garden pea) is the source of this 964-nucleotide messenger RNA. RefSeq lists its product as uncharacterized. The record is from RefSeq and is a predicted model, not a curated record. The transcript has 6 exons. NCBI's taxonomy places the organism in Eukaryota, Viridiplantae, Streptophyta, Magnoliopsida, Fabales, Fabaceae. Bases 148 to 819 code for a protein of 223 amino acids.